UUUUUUUUUUUUUCACUUCUCAUCUGAAAUUUUUGAUACUGAACUUAAAUAAUAACUUCUCAGCAAUAACAAGUGAUAAAAAAUAUUUUUUCUUUUUUUUUUUUUAUCAAGUUUAAAAAAACAUGUCUUUUAUAUAUCUUCAGAAGCAUAAUAAUAGUAAUAUGUUCAAUUAUGUAAUGGAUGAACCUAUGAAAGAACGUAAGAUAAAUUUUAUCAAAUCAGUUUUUAAUUUUGCUAGUUAUGAAGAAAUUGACAUUGCAUUACAAGACUGUGAAGGAGAUGAAACUUUAGUUUUAUAUAAAAUGUCUUUCUCAAUGUACCUUGAAGAUAUUCGACAAAUUAUUAAAGAACGUCAAUUGAAAGUGUACUUAAGCCGUUUUAUUACAGAUGAACAAAAGGAAAUAGCGGCUCUGUAUAAAAAUGAUGAAGUUGAAACCAUCUCACCUAUUCCUUCAAUACUUAAUGAAACGUUGACUUGUUCAUCAUCAUCCACAAAAUCUAGUCCACUUACUUCACCUACUUUACCUACUUUACCUACUUUUCCGAUUUCAUCAACUACAUCAAUUUUGCCGAAUACAAACAUAAAUGAUGUGGAAAUAUCAAAGCAGCAUCCUCUUGAACAUAAUAAUUACCAUCUAUUUAGAAAUGUUUGUUUGGAUGAACCCCAAAAAAAAGGAAAAUGGUCCGAAGAUGAAGAUAUAUUGUUUAUGAAACGAUUAGAAGAGUUUGGACAUCAUGGAUCAUGGGGAGAAUUUUCUCUCGCUAUACCUGGUAGGAACGGUUACCAAUGUCGUGACCAUUUCAAAGCCUUGGUAAAACGUGGAUGUAUUAAAACAAGAAAAUCUGAUGAAUCAAGUAAAUAAAAAAUUGAAAUGAAGAGUGAUGGU
Molecule: messenger RNA, 887 nt
Organism: Rhizophagus irregularis DAOM 181602=DAOM 197198
Lineage: Eukaryota; Fungi; Glomeromycota; Glomeromycetes; Glomerales; Glomeraceae
Source: RefSeq, a predicted model, not a curated record